Urocitellus parryii (Arctic ground squirrel) is the source of this 1451-nucleotide messenger RNA. RefSeq names its product shisa family member 8 (gene Shisa8). The record is from RefSeq and is a predicted model, not a curated record. Gene Ontology annotation, cellular component: postsynaptic density; dendritic spine membrane; postsynaptic membrane. Lineage: Eukaryota; Metazoa; Chordata; Mammalia; Rodentia; Sciuridae. Gene Ontology annotation, biological process: regulation of short-term neuronal synaptic plasticity; regulation of AMPA receptor activity.
GGCGCUAUCCCGAGGGUCGGAGGAUCCCGGCUGGAGGGAGCCGCGGCGCCCGGCCAUGCGCUGGGCGCAGUAGCAGGAGACGCGGACCCAAUGGAGCGGGCCGGGGCGCGGGGACUGCCUGGAGGCCGCCGUCCAGCCGGGCUGCGGCUCGCGCUCGCGCUCUGGCUGGUCCUACUACUAGCGCGGACGCCGUCGAGCCGCGCUGGGGCCCCCGAGGCGCAGGAGCCCGUGGCUGCGAGCGCAGCGGCCCCGACUGGCGGCGACCGCUGCCGCGGCUACUACGACGUGAUGGGCCAGUGGGACCCGCCGUUCAACUGCAGCUCCGGCGCCUACAGCUUCUGCUGCGGCACGUGCGGCUACCGUUUCUGCUGCCACGACGGGCCGCGUCGUCUUGACCAGAGCCGCUGCUCCAACUACGACACACCAGCCUGGGUGCAGACUGGCCGGCCGCCUGCUCGCGCCCGCGAUACCGCGGCGCCCCGGGACCCGGCCCGCGAGCGCAGCCACACGGCUGUCUACGCUGUGUGCGGCGUCGCCGCGCUGCUAGUGCUGGCCGGCAUCGGGGCGCGCCUGGGCCUGGAGAGGGCGCACAGCCCGCGCGCACGGCGCACGGUGACCAGGACACUGACAGAACUUCUGAAGCAACCCGGCCCCCAGGAACCACUGCCUCCACCUUUGGGCCCACCCCUGGGUAGCUGUGUCCAGGUGCAGAUGGGAGAUGGCCUUCCCCGAGGGUCCCCCCACAACAGCACAGACAAGAAACGCCUCAACAACGCCGCCCUGGGGUCCGCCACGCCCGCGCCCCCACGCCGACCCCGGUUGCAAGGAGGCGGCAACUUUACGCUGCAGCCCGACUACUCCAAGUACGCCACGCUCAAGGCGGCAGCCCGCGCCGCGGAGCCUGACGGGUCCCGCACUGUCCCCGCAGAGGCCGCCCCCCAGGACUUCUACCAGCGUUUUCCCACCGCCGAGUCGGCCCCGCGGACCCUCCCGGCGCGGGCCCCGAGGCCUCCCGAGGACUUGCCCGCGCUGCUCGGGGCCUGCCCCUGGGCCCCCCCGGGCUACGCGGCCCCUACCGGCCCCGCUCCGCCGGGGCCCUACGCAGCCUGGACCGCCGGGCGCCCGGCCAGGCCCGCCCCCCGCGGCCACCUAGCGGCCUAUGCCUCUCCCGCACCCCGGAGGCCCGGCCACGUGCCGCGGCGCCAGUUCAGCGUGGAGAAGCUGCCCGAGGCCUUCAGCGUACAGCACCCAGGCCUUUACUGUAGUGCGGGCCGCGGACCCCGGCACCUGAGCACCAACAGCAAAACCGAGGUCACCGUGUGAAGCUGGGCCACCCAACGGAGGCAGAGCCGGAAGCCCUCGACUGCUUGGUCCAGGGCCCCAGGGCACGAAGGAGCCCAACGCGGGCAUCCACCGAGACUAGACUGGGGGCCUUGGAGCCUGCAGGGCUG